AUGGCUACGCCAACAUCAGCGGCGCUGGUCAAGCAUUUGAAUGAUGCGGAAUUGACGGCGCGAAACCUCACACCAGAGUUCAGGGCACGGGUCUUGAAGGCUGCCAGAUGCCAGAUGCCAGUCAAAGUCUGUCUAAGACCGGCCGGCGGUGAAGCGGCACGCUCAGUCUUUCAUCUCCACAAUGAGCACCGUGCAUCGAGGGACAGCGAUAGAGACAUCGAUUUAUCGCACAACGGCACGUGCCGAUCCGAAGCCGGCGGCUGGGGAGAUGAAGGUCGAAUGAUGGUUAUCCGAUUUGCGACAUGGUCGCAGAAGCGGCCGAUGUUUAUUUGCAACGACACAGAGUCAGUUUGGAUCCUUCUGCGUCUCGUGGAUUUGUUCGACGGGGCAACAGACGCAAUGGGGGAAUCGGGACAAGCGAAGACCGGCGCCAGUCCCAUACUACAAGUAUGUUCCCCCGCCUACAGAGUACCGCGCGGUGGGCUGCAGAUGUGCUGCAUAGUUGAUGCGCGUAUGCGGGCUCAGAUGCAGAAACUGUGCAGUACGGAUAUGUUUGGAUGGAUAGUCGAUGAAGAUGGAGACCUCGGAUGCAGAGCUGCACUUUGCAUUGCGGACAGAUGGCCCGGCUGCGUCAAGCUGCUGCAGCUACUGCAUAUGCAGUCCAGGUUUCCAGAGUACAGCCAUGUUUCUGAUGCUCCGCCAUGUUGGCCGGCCCGCCCUAGCUUCCACAGGGUCGAAGCUCCCCCGGCGACCGCGGCUGUCUACGUGGGGUUGAAGAAGCUCAUGAUACAGGCUCUCGUGCCUCUCGUUUUCCUCUGGGACGACAUGACAACAUCAGCAGCGGCAGAAUCCUGGCUUGAAGCUUCAGUGCUCCACUUGCAAGGCCCGGCCAAGGGCAUGUUUGUCAUAUUCCCGUGUGCACAGAGGUUUCAAUCAAGAAGAACCCCUCUCGUUGGCGACCGCCAUGCAGCAUCCCCAGCUCCCUCGAGACGCCCGUCGUCUUACUGUAGGGGACCUUUUGUUUACUUUGGACUGUUCUUGGAAGCUCGUCUUCUGUCAUCAGCUCGAUCGACAAGCCGGCUUUCGGCUUUGGGCUAAACUUCCUGUAAGCAUGACCAAGUUGGUCAUCUGGUCGGUCUCGAAAUAGGACUGAAGAAUUCCAUCCGGCCAGGG
Colletotrichum godetiae is the source of this 1173-nucleotide messenger RNA. RefSeq lists its product as uncharacterized. Bases 1 to 1098 code for a protein of 365 amino acids. Lineage: Eukaryota; Fungi; Ascomycota; Sordariomycetes; Glomerellales; Glomerellaceae. The record is from RefSeq and is a predicted model, not a curated record. The transcript is spliced from 3 exons.